This is a messenger RNA of Coturnix japonica (Japanese quail), 8078 nucleotides long. The record is from RefSeq and is a predicted model, not a curated record. NCBI's taxonomy places the organism in Eukaryota, Metazoa, Chordata, Aves, Galliformes, Phasianidae.
CGGGCUACAAGUGGGGCGAGCGGGGCAGGGGCGGAGCUCUGCCCUCGGUCAUGGCGGAGGGCCGGGCUGCGGUGCGGAGCCGCGUACGGGCACUGAAGUCGCGUCUGGGCCGCGCGGAGGAGCCCGCCGAGAUUCUAAAAGCACUUGAGCUACUGCAGGAUUUGGAUGUAUCACUGGAUAUUCUAACGGAAACUGGCAUAGGCAAAACAGUGAACAGCUUUAGGAAACACGCCACUGCUGGAAAUGUAGCUAAAUCCCUGGUAAAGAAAUGGAAGAAGCUCGUUCCUCCAGAAAACAAAAGUGGUCACAGAGAAAGAAAACAAAAUACCGGCAAAGAUGAGAUGAAAUCUUCAGUUUCCAAGGAAGUAAAGCGCAAGGAAGUAAAGCCUUCAGAGAAGUCCAGAACAUCUGUACUGGCCUCCCAAAGUUCCAAUAGCUCGUCCAUAUCUGGAAAGUCAAACAAGAAGCGUAACUGUGUUGAUAAAAAGCACCAAAGUGGAGUCUCUGAGUCUCAAAAAGGCUGUGAUAACGGAAAACGUCAUGCCAGUGGUUCGAAACAUACUUCCCAGGAGACAAGUCCUCAAGCUAAAGAAAGAGAUUGUAAAGAGAAAGCCUCCAAGGACAACAAGAGAGCUCCAGAAAAGCAGUGUUCUUGCAUAGCUGGUAAAGACUCCUUCCACAAGAAGGAGAAGCCUAAGGAUGCUUCCAAACAGAGAGAUCCUGAGAUUGAGACAAAACUGAAAGAAAAGCUUGCUGUGAAAAGGGAAGCUGAACUACCUGGUGAUGAAGAAUUUGAACCUCCUACUAUGUCUUUUGAAUCGUACCUGAAUUAUGAUCAGGUUACAAAAAAGAGAAAGAGGAAAGCUGGUUCUACAGGUAAAUGUCCAGAGAAGCGCAGUGAGCAGAAGAGUAGCUCAUCACCACAGAAGGCUUCAAUGGUUUCUUGUGCAAAUGAGGGAGGAGAAAAAGUACAAAACUCUGAAGAUGAUCAGUCAGAAACUCCCAGCAAAAAGGCUAAGGUGGCAUCCCUCCAAGAUCUUCUUAAUACUCCACUGCCUAAAUUUCUGCCAGACAUCUUAAUUUCCUCUCCCCCAUAUGCUGCUGACUUUAAAGAGCCUGUUGUGGAACCACCCCAGCAAGUCAGUGAGAUAGUUCAGUUCACGGGACGGAGGCUGAACUCCAAGAUGCAAGUCUACUCUGGCUCUAAACUGGUCUGUCAUUCAAAGAUGCUUACACUGUAUGAGCUGUGCAUCCGUGUGCUUCAGAAUAACAUUGAUUUGCUGCAUGAAGUAGGAGGUGUUCCCUUUGAGAUCCUUGAGCCUGUGCUAGCACGUUGCACACCAGAGCAGUUGUUGCAAGUAGAGGAAUGUAAUCCGAGGUUUACAGAAGAGUCUGAUCACUUGUGGAAGCAACACUGCCAGAGGGAUUUUAAAAAUGAGAGCCUCCUGGAAUAUGAGUGCUGGCGGGAAAUGUACUUGAGACUCUUCAAUGAGAGAGAAGAAAAACUGAAGAUGCUUACAAAAAACAUUCGUUCAGCUCAGUCUGAGAAGCCAAAAGGCCGGCAAGUAAAAAUGGCUGAUGUGACCAGUGCAGCAAAACCACCCAGGAACGUUCGCCGACAACAGGGAAUCCAUGGAACUGCCGGAUCUGCCACACAACUUCACCUCACGGAUAAGUGGAAGUUGGUGGAGCCUGCAGGAGAGGAGAUGCUGCUUGCUGAAGCCUGCAGAAGCUGGAGUAUGAGCUGUUUGGGCAGCAACAGAGGAGCAAGCUGCUGCCUGCCUCUGGGAGAAGGAAGCAGUCUCUUCUGCAGAAGGCAAGAAAGCUGCUGAGACAUGUCAGGGAGAUGGUCUCUCUCCUUGAGAUGCUGACCUCUGAGGGGAGGAAGCUGAAGCCUUGUCCUCCCGCUACCCUGCUCCAAAGUUUCUUUCUCCCAAUGAGACACUUUCCCUUCUUAUAGUUCUUUACAUCACAUUACGUUCUCUGCUUUUCUCUCCCACAGAUGUGCUCUAGCCGACUCUCUGCGGAGCACAUCUCCCAUAGUUACCUGUGUUGCUGUGCUUUUCAGUGCUUUCAGACCCUUCAGGCUGGAAGUUAGACAAUUAGUCUGUCUGAAACUUAGAUAAACACUAAAGUGGUGCAUUAAAGUGUGACUUCUCAGAGCAUUAGUAUUGUGCUGGAUUGGGGCUGACAGCUGAAUUCUGGCUUUUGGCAUUUAAAAAAUCAAGGGGAGAAUGAAAUGCUGCAUAGAAGUCCCAGGGGCUUGAGCACAAAGCGGAUUCUGCAGGUUUCCAGAAAGCCUCAGCUUGUUUGUGGUACCAAGAGGUGAAAAAUGCUGACCUCAAGCAGCGUGGCACAUCCCUCUGGUUAAAAUCCUUGGUGCUGUUCUGAAGCUGCAGGGUAAAUGCAGCAGUGACCCCUUCACAUCAAGGAGCUGGGGGCCCUGUGCCAUGAGGUUUUGUUGUUAUCUGGUUGUUCAUCACCCAGGUAAUCAAAUGGGCAGUGUUUCAAAUUCCUGUCUUUAUUAGAGUAUGUGGCAUCACUAGGAGGCUGACAGCCACACUGAAUUUGAUGUAGUACAAAAUGAUCUUGUGCUUUAAGGGGGGGAGGAAUACUUGAGGAGGUGAGGCUUGCCUCUCAGACUUCCUCAUCCACUCUUUGGCCUAAUGAACUGGGGUGAUGUGUGUAGAUCACUCCAAAAGCAAUACCUCCUACUUAUUUCCAUGGAAGGUUCAAUGGAUACAAAGAGCACAGUAACACUGAUGCAGUGUUCUCAAUUCUCAACUACAUUGAGAAUUCUCAAAUUCUCAACUACAAAAUGCUAUUUCUCAACAUAGUCACCACCAAAAAUGCACAGCUAAUGGCAGUGAUGAUCAGCAACGUGAGCCCUGCCUGAGUAGUAAAAAGCACAUCUCUUUGGCCUGCCUAACGAGAGAGGCUUAGGGAAGAGCUUCCUCAACAAAAGCUCAGACUGGUUCUACUGUUGAGUUAUUUGAUCACUCAGUGUUAUCAAAACGUUCAGUGCUCUAAUGACAGUGUGUCUUGAUGAUAAUCUGUAUUUAUGGUUUGGUGGAAGAACUCGUGCAUCAUGUGUUAAGCAUUUGUCUCAGUUGUUUGAGUAAGACUGAGCUAUAUUUUGCAUUUAAGUAAACAUUGAAAACAGUGUAAUUUUCUCCAAAUUAUGGCACUUAAAGCACGGAGAGAGUUUUCUGAGAAAAAAAUCAAAUCCGUGACAGACUGUGUUUUUGGUGCUGCUGUAGCUGGCACAGUGUGCAGCAUUCCUCAUGGUUCCUCUUACAACCCACCGAGAUGCUGAGCUUGCACAGGACAGGGCAACCAUUUCCCCUACCAAUGCUCUCCUGGCUCUGAACAGGAAGCUGCAUUCUUUAUCCAUCAUCUAUUCAUCUAUUGAAUUAAGUUUAAUUAAAAACAAACAAACAAAUAAAAACCCUUUAUUGCAGGGAGGAAUUGCUGUAAUUCUUAGAGCAACAAUUUCUAGCUGACUUGCCCCAAAGGAGAGUGGGUGCUUUUGUUUGGGGGCUGAUCCUGCUUCCAGAUGCCCUGCUGCCCCUUGCCCUCCAUAUUGGGCUGAUUUGUCCUUCCUACUGCCUCAAGUUUUCCUGCUUACCUGAGCUUAGAGGUUGUUUAGUUUUUUUGAAGGCUGUUAUACUCUGAUUUCCUGGCAGCAAGCAUUAUGCCAGGAAGAUGAGCACAUCACCAUGUGAGCAUGGUCCUGAGGAGAGUUAGGAGGAGGUCAGGGCCUUGCAGGCACCUCUGUAACUUCACAAAGCCCAUCUACUGCCUCUCCUUGUCCUUUCUGGGACAGCAGGAUUUGUAUUGUCUCCUUGAGUUUUUCAGCUGAUCUGGGCUCCUGCUUCCUUCUGAAGCUCGGCCCAGUUUGAGUCUGCAGCUCUCUCCAUCAAUUACAAACAUCAUGGUCUGGAUCAUUUCCUCGCAACAACUGCCUUAUGAGCAGGCUGGUAUGCAGCUUGCAAGUUUUUCCUCUAGAUGGAUGCCAAACCACAAGUGUGGGCAACCUUAAAAAUCAGAGCAUCAUCAGGCUAAUCAGAGAUUAAAAAUAACACUCAGUUUUCCUGGACUCUCAUCCAACAUGCUAAUGGAGCUAUUAGUGUUGCCAGCUCUCUUCAUAACACUGAGAUGUUUUACCUCUUUUCUGCCAAAGCCUGCUGUCAUUUCCAGCCUCUCUUGAGGAGCUGAAAUGUGAAUUAAUCCUUGUGGUGUCCUUACCCCUUCCCUUAUCGUUCCACCUAGCUUUGCUGUCUGUCUGCCUCUCCCUUGCAUUAUAACCCUUCGUCCUCCAGCAACAUAAUGCUGUAGAAGGAAAACCUUUACAGGAUACCCUGGUGUAUAUUCCACCUUCCUUAUGUUGUGCAUAAGUUUUUCUUUUAUAGCUCUCAUUUUCAGGGUGUCCCCUUAGUUCCCACACUGAAACCAAUGCUGUUUUGAAUCACGAAUAAUGUUACAAAUGUGUUUGCAGUGGCAUUUCCCUUUUGCAGAGUGCUCCUAGAGGCAGCCUCCCAGUUCAGGGACUCAGCUGCCUACGGCAUAAUGGAUCCCAAAAUAACCAGGAUACUGUCGCUGCGCUCAAAACCAGGGUUUGUUUGCUAUCUCUGAGUGCUUGUUCAUACUUUCUUCAGGCUGCUAAAUAGGUUUUCUUCACACAGUCAACUGGCCAAUUUGACGUUUGGUGUGAAAUAGGUGCUCGUGUUCCCAAGCACAGAUGCCAAUCUCAAACUCAGGCUUAGAAAGUCCAAUUUAGCAUUUGAAAAUGGGACUUUUCCUCUGAAGCAUCCGUGUGUGGGCUGAAGGGGAGCUGGGGCUGUGGGUGAGGCAUGAGGACUGAGCAUUGCCCCCACCCCACGUGCAGCUCUGGUGCCUUUUUAUAGCUUUUUAGAGAAGCUGCUUUGUUUGGGUUGUCCUCUGUGCUGUUUUAUCUAGUGGGGACAAAUUGCUUUAGAGCAGUAUGAGCCAUGCUGAUGGUACAAGACUGAUCACAGACAGCUGCAUGGAGGCCUGGUGACCUCUCCUGGAAGGCUUGUGGCUGUGGCCUGUUCUUCUUCAGGCACAUAGCAGUAUCCAGGAGCACAGGUCUGAGCUCACUUCAGUUGGGCAUCAUAGAAUGGCUUGGGUUGGAACAGACCCCCAAGAAUCGUUAAGUUCCAACCCCUCUGCUACAGGCAGGACCACCAACCUCCAGAAAUGAUGCUCAGAUUCCUCGAAUGCCACGUUUGGCACCCUGCUAUUUGCAGGAAAUGUCAGAUUUCCUUAGGGCUAAUGCGGCAGUUCCCUGGGGCAUGCUGAUCAUGAGCUGCCACUUUCCACUUAGGAAAAUAUGAGCACUGGAGGCUGAAGGAGAGUGACACUGCUUGCCAGACAUGCCGCCGUGUAUUUGUGUUCAGACUGUGAGGCUUACGCUUCUCUUUGCAGGAAGCCCCACCGGCUCUCUGCUUUUCCUCUUAACCUGUCUGAAUGGCAAAUAGCAUUGGAACAUCCCCUGCUUGCGUGAGACAGUGCUUCUGGCAAAGUGGGAGUCAGGAAGUCAGAGAAAGCCGAUGCUGCCAGGCCGUGGGGGUGGUUGUGUUCACUUUAUGGAGACAUCGGUAGGAGUUACCCACAUAAAACCUGCAGAUGACGGAGGGCAAAUGUGAGUGGAGAGGUUGACUCCUAAGCACUGCUGUGGGUGGAUGGGGGACAUGCAGGCCUGGACUCGGAUUGCUAAGCUGAGACACUUUUUUCUCUGCUAAUAUUCAACAUUUGCAAUUUAUUCCGUAGCAUUUACACUGGAACUUGAGAAAUACAGACACAACAACAGCCACUUAGACUGUCAGAUAAAUUGUUGUGCAAUAUUCGUUGCCUGUGAAGUCCAGUAGCUGUACAAAAAAUUCAUUAUCACCAAACUGGAAAAACAAACCUCUGUGAUACACACCUGUUAUUUUUCAGUGUAUAAUGAUAGUUGUAGUCAGACUUCAAAAGUGCGAGCACUCUGGUUAAAGCUAGAUAAAUCACUUCAAAACACAGCAGACAUUGCCUCGCUAUUUUCAGACCCCAGCAAGAACCAGGCAGCAAUUCUCUGCCAUGUAUUUUUUCUCAUUACAGACAGCAGGUUUCCAUCCAGAUCAUGGGCUCAGGGAGAUAAGGAGAAAAUGGUGAUGUUGUAGCAUCUGGUUUGUUGAGAAUUGAUGAUAUGGAUGUAUAUAUUUCUUAAUUUGUGGAAGAUGAAGCAUGGAUACCACAUAAUUUUGUGAAGGCCUUUAACUUUGCCCAGGGAGGUGGUGGAGUCACCGACCCUGGGGGUGUUCAAGAAACGACUGGAUGUUGUGUUGAGGGACACGGUUUAGUGGGAGCUGUUGGUAAUAGGUGAAUGGUUGGACUGGAUGAUCUUUUAGGUCUCUUCCACCCUCGGUGAUUCUAUGAACUAAAAAGAACACUUUCAGUGUCUUACAGAGCAGAGGGAGGAGAAGUAUUUUGGUACAAAUGUGAGUUUAAUGUUAGUGGCAACAAUGCCUAUGCAAGUUUUGUACCAUUGGAAAUAUCAAAACAUGAGUUUGCUGUUGUUUUGCUACUUACAGUUCUUACACAAACAACUUCUUUUUCUUUUCUUUUUUUCCACUUGAAAAAGAGAGAAGGGGAAUAUUUUUGCCUUUAUGCCUCACAGCUGAAAGCAGGCAUCUGAACCCAAAUGAAACACAUGAGAAGGAACUAAUGCGGUUGUUUUGUCGCUUUCAGUCUAUGUACAGUAGGGAUUCAGUCUUUGAUGGACUGGUGAGAGGAGUGGAAGGAUGAAUCGCUUGUCACCAUGUAAUCUGUCAAUGUAUGACUUGUCAACAUAUAAUCUGAGUCAGCCUCCGGAGAAAUAAGUACAUGCUUUGUGGUUGCAUUCAUAAUGAACUCAGUGAAACGCAGAUAUCUUGUACUAAGCCAGAACAAUUUAGCUGCAAGAUUAAGCUAAUUGAAAAGAUCUCUCUAAUUUAGGGAUGAAGUUCUUCCAAGCAAGCAGGGGCUCUGUGUCAAAAACUCAUCGCGGUGCCACUGUAGGAAGCAAAGGGCCUUGAAGCUCCGCUGUUGACAAUAUUCACUUGCUUUGGCAAAUCUACUGCAUUGCAGUACAGGUUGCAACACCUCUCAGAGCUCCAAACUACUUCUCCACACCUGUCCCUGCCUGCUGUCUGUAAUUUAGCUGCUCCUCAUGAGCUCCUUUAUGAAGUUGAUGUAAUUAAAGUUACAUUUGUGGAGGAACAAAGAGGAAAGACAGGCAACUCAGUCUGACUGGGAACCUUGACUUGAGUUUGCUUAGUGCAUAGUUUUAAGCAUCUGCUCCCAAACUAACGUUAACUUUACCAAUAAGUAAAAUCAGAUAAGUGUCUGUGUAUGGCACUAAUGGUCCAGAAAAGCUGUGACAUACCAGAGUGACAGAGACCCCAACAAUAAUGGGGGAAAAAGUAACCUGAAUUUCUCACUUGUGCUCUUCAAUUCCAUGUUGCAAAGUGAAGGAUGGCAGGAGUUUAUAUGCUGUUAGCCAAAAGGCAUGGCUGCCCCAGAUAGUGCAUUGUAAUACAGGAACUUUUUACUUUAAGCAUACAGAAAUCCAUGAUGGGAUUUAUUUCCUGCUCUUCCUAAGCUCCCACCGAGAGAAGAAAAAUGUGCUGUAAUCCUGGAAGAGUCAGUCUUGAAAACUACAACUCUCCAUCAAAUACAGUAAUGGGAACGCUUGCCAUGCUCUCUGCUCACUGUUUUUUCCCCUGAGCUCUAAAUAUAGUUCCCAAAUGUGAAAGCUGUAAAUUCUUACAGUCUCAUGGCAGUGUGAGCUCAUCACAACUGGCAUUGCCAGAGCUUCUCUCCUCUCUUGCCUUAUGUUCCUGGACCCUUCAUUGCACCAAGUUGAGUUUUUUUCCUGAUUUAACAGCAAGACACAUUCAUAAAAAUAGGUUCCCAAACUGCUGAGCAAACAUUUCCACCUCCUUCCUGGAAUAAGAUCUUGUGCUCUUGUAGUAAAGGGUUCAUUGGUUGGAGGGUCAAUGUCAAAAUAAUAGUAAUAAUUAAAAAAAAAAGAUAAAUCU